Molecule: messenger RNA, 739 nt
Organism: Indicator indicator
Lineage: Eukaryota; Metazoa; Chordata; Aves; Piciformes; Indicatoridae
Gene: SPRING1
Product: SREBF pathway regulator in golgi 1
Exons: 5
Coding region: 1-618 (205 amino acids)
Biological process (GO): positive regulation of SREBP signaling pathway
Source: RefSeq, a predicted model, not a curated record
AUGGUGCCCUGUGGAGCGGUGCUGUGGCGGCGGCUGCUGAGGAAGCGCUGGGUCCUUGGCGUCGUCUUCGGGCUCUCCCUCGUCUACUUCCUCACCAGCACCUUCAAACAGGAAGAGAGGACAGUGAGAGAUCGGAAUCUCCUCCAAGUGCAAGAGCACGAGCAGCCGAUCCUGUGGAAGGUGAAGUUCAGUGUGGGCAACAGCAGUCAGCUGAGUAACCAGUGCAGAAAUUCUGUGCAGGGGAAGCUCCUCAUUACAGAUGAACUGGGCUACAUCUGUGAGAGGAAGGACCUGCUGGUAAAUGGCUGUUGUAACGUUAAUGUGGCCAGCACCAAGCUGUACAGCUGUGAGAGCUGCCUUCCCAAUGGCUGCUGCAGCAUCUACGAAUACUGCGUGUCCUGCUGCCUGCAGCCCAGCAAGCAACAUCUCCUGGAACGGUUCUUGAACCGAGCAGCUAUUGCUUUCCAAAACCUCUUCAUGGCAGUGGAAGAUCACUUUGAGUUGUGUCUGGCAAAAUGCAGGACUUCAUCCCAGAGCGUGCAGCAUGAAAACACCUAUAGAGAUCCAAUUGCAAAAUACUGCUAUGGAGAAUAUCCCCCAGAGCUUCUGCCUGUCUGAGCGACCAAGGGAAGAAACUGGAGACUUGGAGCCAAAAGAGCAAGACAAGAACUGCUGCUUUACAAAAGGCUCAGUGUAAAGUUGUUCCUGUGGACAGUGUAAGCAAGGGACUUAAGUUCUC